Molecule: messenger RNA, 2847 nt
Organism: Naegleria gruberi
Lineage: Eukaryota; Heterolobosea; Eutetramitea; Acrasida; Naegleriidae
Product: BRCT domain-containing protein
Exons: 1
Coding region: 1-2847 (948 amino acids)
Biological process (GO): DNA damage checkpoint signaling; positive regulation of transcription by RNA polymerase II
Cellular component (GO): nucleus
Molecular function (GO): histone binding
Source: RefSeq, a predicted model, not a curated record
AUGUUCAGAUCAUCACCAAGUAGUCCCUCCGAAACUCAAACUCUUGUCGCUUGUUCUUCUCCUCUCUCAUUGAUGGGCUUUUCUGAUGAUGAAGAGGAUGAACAGCCAAAACAUGAACUUAACAUCCACACACCAAUUACACCUCAAAUUAAAAACAUUCCUUCUCAUAAUAAUUUAAUGAAUUCUCCACUAAAGUCUCCUCCGAAUACUAAUACAUCAAAUGGUAAAUUAUUACUCAAUCUUCAACAAGGUAGUACUUCCAUCACUAAUAAGAAUCCAUUCAAUAUGAGCAAUACAAUGGAUAGUAGUGAUGAUGAUUUAUUGGUUGAUAUUGAUUCUCCACUAUUAGAAUUUGGACAAGACAAUGUAUUUAAUAACAACACCACCACCUCUACAGCAAUUAAUAGAAACAACAAUUCAGGAAAGUCUUCAAGUGAUUCAUCAUCUUCGGAGAAGACUUCCCAAGGAGGCUCCUCUGAUACAUCAUCAAGUUCUUCAAGUAGUAGUAAGAAAUCUUCAUCACUUAAAGGCAGCAAUAGCAGUAAUAGUAUUGCAAGUACGAGUAAUACUAAUAAUAAUGGAGGAUCAACUCUUACUAUUAAGCCAAAGGCUAAAUCCACAAAAGAAAAGAAAGAAAAGAAAGAAAAGAAAGAAACUAAAUCUCCAAAGAAAAAGAAGGAAACUCCAAAAAAGAAAGUCGAAUUCAAGAAGGUGGAAAGUAGUUUCAGUGACAGUAGUCCAUCACCCCAAAGAGAAUCAGAAAGUUCUAAGAAGAGAAAGAAAUCCACUCCUGAAGAGGUUCCUAAAAAGUGGAAAAAGAAGAAAGUGGAAGAAGUUCCUCCUCUAGCUCAACCACCUCCAUCAGUUGGAGGAAAGAAAAGUCUCUGUCGACAAUUUACUGACAUGAUUACAGAAAUUAAAAAGACAGCAAAGAAAAAGAAGUAUCAUGAUGAUUUGGAUGUGAGUGAGGAUGAUUCAGAUGAUUUGAUGGAUAUUUCAUCAAGUGAGGAGUUGCUAUCUUCUGAUUCAGAGGAUGAAGUGGUUGUGAGAAAGAGAAAGAAAUUAACUCCAAAGAAAAAGAAGCUCUUUGCAAAUAUGCGUUUUGUAAUUUCAAAUUCUCUUAUUGAAAGUGAUAAAGAAAAACUGGAAAAGAAAAUUAAGGAAGAAAAUGGAACAAUUAUAAGACAAUUAUCAUCUAGUAAUUUGGAUAGUUGUGAAAUUGGUAAAACUGUACUCAUUUCAGAAAAGACAUCAACAAAACCAACCUAUUUAAUUGCACUAUUACUCGAUAUUCCAAUACUGAAGAAGGAUUGGAUAUUCGAUUCAAUUACCGAGAAGAAACUCAUAACAGAUGAGAAGACUAUACAGAAGUAUCUAUUAGAUAGAGGUACAACUAGUUCUAGAUUGGAUCCAUCUACUCUUCAUGUUGAAAAACAAACAUUCAAUUCAUCAAUGAUGUGCUGUAAAAAGGAAAAUAGAAUUUUCUAUGGUUGUCGAGUGAAGAUUUUGGGAAAUGAAAAAGAAUUGUCCAGUUGGAUCAGUAUAUUGGUUGCUGGUGGAGCCAUCAUAGAUAAUGAAUUGACUACACAAACAAGUGAAGGAUCGAAUUUCAUUUUUGUAAAAGAUUCGAAUAAGCUUACUGAAGAAGAUGUGGAGAAGGCAACAUCUAUGAAGCUUCCAAUACUUGAUGGAGAAAGUUUGCUUCAAAUUGUAAUUACACUAGAAAGAAAAUUCUCAGAAGAGCAAGUUUUAAACUAUGCAGAGCUUUCGCAGAUAACUAGAAAGAUGCAACCACUUCCUUCGAUCAAUCUAUUGGAAAUGUCAAUGCCACUAAUUGAAUUGCCAGAUGAAACUGAUGUUAUCAACAAUAUGGAUCUCAUAGAUAAGAUUGAGUUUGGUAACUUUUUUAAUAUUAAUGAGAAAGAUUCCAUUCAAAAAACCUCAUUCACAAGAGUUACAACUUGUAGUGGUGAUACUAUAUGUGAAAAGUAUUACAUUCAUGAUAUGGUUGUUUUGGAUUAUUUGAAUGAGGAGUUAAUUUGUAGAAUAGAUAGUUUAUACUAUUGUGGAAAUAUUCCAACACUAAGGGCUACCCAAUAUUAUUCGAAUCCAAAACGAAAGCUUCAAAAAACUGAAAGAGUAGUCAAUUGUUCCGUAGAGCAUAUCAAGUACAAGCUUAAUAUUUGUGGACCUACCCGUCACAAAUCCCAACACUUUUAUUCGAAUCAACGUUUCAACACCAAGACACAGGUCAUUUCUGAUAUUUUGGAAGAUAUCAAAACAGUUGGAGAAACUUGUCUUGGCUUGGAACAAUGUAAAGAGCACAAAUUCAAAUGGCUACCACCUUUCAAAACCAAUAUUUUCAAUGACCACAUUAUGGUUAGCACACUCAAAUGGAGGAAGCAAUUAUUCCAACAGGGAGACUUUGUUCUCAUCAAACAAAAACAAUCUGAUUUACAAAUUGUUGGAUGCAUAACAGAGAUGAGGGAGAAUGAUACCAAUAUUUUCGCCAUUCCAUCUUCCAGAAAGUUUCCAAUUUCACAGGGAUCACUCUUUGUGGAAAUAUUCGAAAAGCUCGACCAAGAUUUUUGUGUACUCUCCAAAAACUCCAACGUGAUAACAACAACAACUGAUAACCACCAACAAGGAAACACUGUUGUCAGUCAAUUGUGUGUGAAUAACAGUAAUAAUCAACAGUACAAGACAACUCACCAAGUUUCAAGAUUGGAUGUUGAAUCUAUUCAGCACAUCCAAUCAUUUGUAGCCAUUAAUGGUCAAUUAAUUGGAGACAAUUCAAUUAACACGCUAGUCCAACAAUACUCUAACAAUCUGAUCAUCAUCCACUAG